AUGGUAAUUGUUACCAAGACCGAUGCGACAGAAGCAGAUGUCAAUGCUGUUGUAAAACGGAUCGAAGGUGCAGGAUUGAAAGCCCAAGUCUCAGUCGGCGAGAGACACACUGUCAUCGGUGUCAUAGGAGAUAAAACAGUGCUUGGUGAUAUUCCGAUAGAGUCAAUGUCCGGUGUUGAUCGAACGAUGCCAAUUACGGCACCGUUCAAAUUGGCAAGCCGUGAGUUUCGGAAUGAACCGACGGUUAUUGCAGUCAAUGACACAAAGAUUGGUGGACGGCAGGUGCCUGUCAUUGCCGGUCCGUGUGCAGUAGAAAGCACGGAACAGAUCGUAACCAUUGCUCAACAGGUUAAGAGUGCCGGCGCGAGUUUCAUCAGAGGUGGAGCCUUUAAACCGCGGACGGGUCCGUAUAGUUUCCAAGGUUACGGUGAAGAGGCUCUCAAAAUGCUGGAAGCGGCGAAAGCCGAAACCGGGCUCGGCAUCGUCACCGAGGUCAUGACCCCGCACGAAGUCGAACUCGUUGGUGAAUAUACAGAUAUGUUCCAACUCGGCACGCGGAAUAUGACGAAUUUCUAUCUGUUGCGUGAAGUGGGGCGUGCAAAUAAGCCUGUCAUUCUCAAACGCGGAAUGUCCGCGACGAUUGAGGAAUGGCUCCUUGCCGCCGAAUAUAUCCUCGCUGAAGGAAAUCCCGAUGUCAUUCUCUGUGAGCGCGGCAUUCGGACUUUUGAAACGCACACCCGCAACACACUUGAUCUGAACGCCGUACCAGUUAUUCACGAAUUAAGCCAUCUGCCUAUUGUUGUUGAUCCGAGUCACGGCACGGGUAUCCGGAGUCUCGUAUGUGAUAUGACAAAGGCAUCUGUGGCGGCUGGGGCUGAUGGAUUGCUACUUGAAGUACAUCAUGACCCAGACCAUUCAAUGACGGGAGAUGGCGCGCAAUCGCUGUUCCCAGAUCAAUUCGAGACCCUGAUGCGGGAACUGAAACCGAUUGCCAUCGCUGUCGGUCGUGAAAUGUAA
Molecule: messenger RNA, 1017 nt
Organism: Geodia barretti
Lineage: Eukaryota; Metazoa; Porifera; Demospongiae; Tetractinellida; Geodiidae
Source: the annotation of a GenBank genome assembly